Molecule: messenger RNA, 5146 nt
Organism: Pipistrellus kuhlii (Kuhl's pipistrelle)
Lineage: Eukaryota; Metazoa; Chordata; Mammalia; Chiroptera; Vespertilionidae
Gene: TBX3
Product: T-box transcription factor 3
Exons: 8
Coding region: 1227-3476 (749 amino acids)
Biological process (GO): regulation of transcription by RNA polymerase II; heart looping; positive regulation of cell population proliferation
Cellular component (GO): nucleus
Molecular function (GO): RNA polymerase II cis-regulatory region sequence-specific DNA binding; DNA-binding transcription factor activity, RNA polymerase II-specific
Source: RefSeq, a predicted model, not a curated record
GGCAGCAGCAGCGACGUUGCCGUUUCCGACACCUUCUUUUUAUAACUCGGCCCUCUCCCUCCCAGCACUCGACCUGUGAAAACCACGCCUAUGCGGCCACACAAUUGGUCCGAAAGCGUCAAAGAGCCAAUCAAGAGGCCCCCGGCUCCCCGCGGCCCCGAGCACAGCCCGACCUUCUAGAGCCGCCGAGCAGACGCCCCGGGAAUUCUAGAGGCGGCGGAGGGUGGCGAGCAGCUCUGGCCGGCCCGGCUCGCUCCCUCCCUCUCCUCUUCUCCCUUUCCCGCUCCGUCCGUGCCUCUCUCUCUGUCUCUCUCUCUUUCGAUCUCUCCCUCCUUUCUCCUCGCCCCCCCCCCCCCCCCCCCCACCUCUCCCUCUCCUGACUCCCUAACCCCGUGCGCGUCUGGACGCAGAUUUAGGAAGCGAAUUCGCUCACGGUUUUAGGACACGGAAGGCGGGCAGGCGCGGGCGCAGAGGAGCGCGGCCGGAUUCGGAUUGAAACCCGGACACCCUCCGGAGGAGGCUCGGAGCGGAGGAAGGCGGAGGAGGAGGAGGAGGCGGCGGCGGACGGAAGCCCGUGUGCAGUUUCAAGUUUUGAUAGCGCUGCUCGGAGAGGGUUUCUUCAAUCAGAGAUUUUUUUUUUUUUUAAGGAGAGAGACUUUUUCCGCUGUCUCGCCGCCUCCGGCGGUUCCAGCCGGGAGUCCGGCGCCUCCUGCGAGGAGAAGGAGAAGGAGGAGGAGGAAAGGGGAAGAGAGAGGAGGGCGGGGGGCGAAGAAGGAGAAGAAAAGACAAAAAAAAAAAAAGGCUCCGAGGAGGAGGAGGACCGUUCGCGUUUGCAACAAAGACCUGGGGGCUGGGGCGCGCGGCUCCCGGGACCCGGGGCUGAGGGUCCGGUUGGAGCCGAGCAGCCAGCGGGGCUCGGGCGCCCCCGGAACCGGUUCGCAGGGGCGGCUUUUUCAACGCGCCCGACGCCAGGACAGGCACCCCUCGACCAUGUCUCCCGAUCGCUCGCCUCGCCCCCUUUAAAAGCUGCAUUCUCCUCCCCCAAAGACACUGAGACGCUGAACACCCUCCCUGCGAGGCGCUUUUGUUGUGAUUUUGUUUGCUUUUUUUUUGCCUAAUUUCUUUUUUUAUAAACUAUGUGCUGCUGUUAAUCCAAACAAAAACAGCAGCUGCGGACUUGUCCCCGCCGAAGCCCAGCGCCCCGCCCGGAGUGGAGGGACCUCUCCAUGAGAGAUCCGGUCAUCCCUGGGACAAGCAUGGCCUACCAUCCGUUCCUACCUCACCGGGCGCCGGACUUCGCCAUGAGCGCGGUGCUGGGGCACCAGCCGCCCUUCUUCCCCGCGCUGACGCUGCCUCCCAACGGCGCCGCCGCGCUCUCGCUGCCCGGUGCCCUGGCCAAGCCGAUCAUGGAUCAGCUGGUGGGGGCGGCCGAGACCGGCAUCCCUUUCUCGUCCCUGGGGCCCCAGGCGCAUCUGAGGCCUCUGAAGACCAUGGAGCCCGAGGAGGAGGUGGAGGACGACCCCAAGGUGCACCUCGAGGCCAAAGAACUUUGGGAUCAGUUCCACAAGCGGGGCACCGAGAUGGUCAUUACCAAGUCGGGAAGGCGAAUGUUUCCCCCCUUUAAAGUAAGGUGUUCUGGGCUGGAUAAGAAAGCCAAGUACAUUUUGUUGAUGGACAUUAUCGCUGCCGAUGACUGUCGAUACAAAUUCCACAAUUCCCGGUGGAUGGUGGCGGGUAAGGCUGACCCCGAGAUGCCAAAGAGAAUGUACAUCCACCCGGACAGUCCCGCCACCGGGGAGCAGUGGAUGUCCAAAGUGGUCACUUUCCACAAACUGAAACUCACCAACAACAUUUCGGACAAGCACGGAUUUACUUUGGCCUUCCCAAGCGAUCACGCAACGUGGCAGGGGAAUUAUAGUUUUGGUACUCAGACCAUCCUCAACUCCAUGCACAAAUACCAGCCCCGAUUUCAUAUCGUGAGAGCCAAUGACAUCCUGAAACUCCCGUAUAGUACCUUUCGGACCUACUUGUUCCCCGAAACCGAAUUCAUCGCUGUGACAGCGUACCAGAACGACAAGAUAACCCAGUUAAAAAUAGACAACAACCCUUUCGCAAAAGGAUUCCGGGACACGGGGAAUGGCAGGAGAGAGAAAAGAAAACAGCUCACCCUCCAGUCCAUGAGGGUGUAUGAGGACCGGCACAAAAAGGACGCCGGCACCUCGGACGAGUCCUCCAGCGAGCAGGCGGCCUUCAGCUGCUUCGCCCAGUCCUCCUCCCCGGCCGUCUCCACCGUGGGCACCUCCAACCUCAAAGAUCUGUGUCCCAGCGAGGGCGAGAGCGACGCCGAGGCCGAGAGCAAAGAGGAGCACGGCCCGGAGGCCUGCGACGCCGCCAAGAUCUCCACCACCACGUCGGAGGAGCCGGGCCGCGACAAGGGCAGCCCCGCGGGCAAGGCGCACCUCUUCGCGGCGGCCGAGCCCGGCGGCCGGGCCCGGGACGGCGGGCGGCUGGACAAGGCCUCGCCCGACUCGCGCCACAGCCCGGCCACCAUCUCGUCCAGCACCCGCGGCCUGGGCGCCGAGGAGCGCCGGAGCCCCGGCCGCGAGGGCCCCGCCACGGCCAAGGCCGAGGAGGCGCGGGCGCUGCCGGCCAAGGAGGCCGCCUUCGCGCCGCUCACGGUGCAGACGGACGCGGCCGCCGCCGCGCACCUGGCCCAGGGCCCCCUGCCGGGCCUCGGCUUCGCCCCCGGCCUGGCCGGCCAGCAGUUCUUCAACGGGCACCCGCUCUUCCUGCACCCCGGCCAGUUCGCCAUGGGGGGCGCCUUCUCCAGCAUGGCCGCGGGCAUGGGGCCCCUGCUGGCCUCCGUGUCCGGCGCCUCCACCGGCGUGUCCGGCCUGGACUCCACCGCCAUGGCCUCGGCCGCCGCGGCGCAGGGACUGUCGGGGGCGUCGGCGGCCACCCUGCCCUUCCACCUCCAGCAGCACGUCCUGGCCUCGCAGGGCCUGGCCAUGUCGCCCUUCGGAAGCCUGUUCCCUUACCCCUACACGUACAUGGCCGCCGCGGCCGCCGCCUCCUCCGCCGCGGCCUCCAGCUCCGUGCACCGCCACCCCUUCCUCAACCUCAACACCAUGCGCCCGCGGCUGCGCUACAGCCCCUACUCCAUCCCCGUGCCGGUCCCCGACGGCAGCGGCCUGCUGGCCACCGCGCUGCCGCCCAUGGCCGCGGGGCCCCUGGACGCCAAGGCCGCCGCCGCCGCCGCCGCCGCCUCCGCGCUGGCCGCCAGCCCGGCCUCCGUGGCCGUGGACUCGGGCUCGGAACUCAACAGCCGCUCCUCCACGCUCUCCUCCAGCUCCGUGUCCCUGUCACCCAAACUCGGGCCGGAGAAGGAGGCGGCCACCAGCGAACUGCAGAGCAUCCAGCGGCUGGUCAGCGGCCUGGAGGCCAAGCCCGACAGGUCCCGCAGCGCGUCCCCCUAGGCCCCUCCGCGGCGGCGCCGGCUCUUCAUUCCAGGCCGGUCCCGGCUGCAGUGCACUUUGUGGGGUGAACCCGACACCCCGGGGCGCGAGGGAGGGUGGUGGGGUGAGCUCCCCCCCCCCCCCAGAACUUGGUGCGGUGGCCCUGCUUGGGACAGGGUGCCUGCCAGACUCUCCCCCCCCCCCCCCCCCCCCCGGAGAGAAUGUGCUAGAAACAAGCCCCGUAUGUAAUCCGGGAGACCUGGCGCAGGGUCUGGGGGCUCAGAAACGUCUGACUGUGGCACGGAGCCUUUGGGGGGGGGGAGGGGUGGUGAGUUCAGGCUGGUCUGCCCAGAGCACCUCCAGGAGGCUGGUCUGGGGGCCUGGGAAGGAAAAGGUGUCGCCAUGCCCACGCGGUGGGGGGAUUGGAGAGGGGGGGUGUUGAAACGUGUCUCUCCCAGUGCAGAUUUAUAUAUCUAUAUAUAUUUUUUUCCUUCACCGUGUCCAGUGGAAACAGAAACAAAUAAAAUUUAAAAAAUAUAUCUAUGUAUCUACUGGGGGGGGCAGAUGAGUUACUUACUACAUGAACAGGAUUCUGUUUGUGGAAGAUGAAAACUUUUUAGCGACGUGCCCAUCGGUUCUCGAUCCAUGACUAAGCAGCGUUGUUUCGGGGUGGGGGUGGGGCGCCCCUCUGCCCGCCUGGUUUAGCCUCUCUUUUAAGGUAAUUUGUGUCCUUUUUGAUAUUGUGAUGUUUUUAAGAGCCACUGUAGGUCUCUUCUUGCAUGCUCCCACAGAUGUACUUGUGGUUUUUCCUUUUGAAAUGCUUGCUUUUUAGAGGGGAAAGAACACGGCCCCACACCCCUUCCCCCCCGACUCUAUCUUGUUGGCGGCCGAUUUAAAGGGGAAGGGGUGGGGAAGGCACACAAAGAAAAAAAAAAAGAGUUUAUUUUAUCUAAGCUCUCCGUAGCAGGAUUCCUGCCUGUCACUCACUCUGGCGGUUCUUUCUCUUUUCCUGUGUAUAUGCAAUAACAAGGUUUAAAAAAAAUAAUAAAGAAGAAGCGAGACUAUUAGCAAAAGUAUUUAUGUAAUUAUUUGAUAACUCCUGUAAAUAGAUGGAAUAUGAAUGCUCGGAAAAUUAAACUUUAAUUUAUUGACACUGUACAUAGCUCUGUAAAUAGGAUCCCCAGCUGUCCAGGUCUGUGUGGAUUACUCCUGUAGUCGGUUUUUAUUUCAAGGUCACACAGGAUUGCUUUUGAAACUAGGAAAAAUCACUUUCUGCACCAACACACUUUUCAAAACAGUUGUCCGCAAAAAAAAAAAAAAAAAAAGCAAAAAAAAAAAUCUUAAAAAAUGUCCAAGUGUGAGAAAAAGUGGUAAUUGCCUGUUUUUCCCAGAAUUUGGGAGGUGGUGGUAAAAACCACUUCCCAAUUCCACCUUCAAUUCCUUAAAAAUGUAACACCCCACCUUGUGGUUCUGAGGUUGCUUGGGGGGAGAGGGGGACCCCAGGGUGGGGGCUGCAGAUGCUGUGGCUUGACUUCCUAAUUUUCCUCCUGUACCUGUAUGUGCUGGUGUCUGGUAUCGUCCAAAGCAAGUGGCAUGGACUACUGUCUUCGAUAUCGAUGGUGUUUUUGCAUUGGUGCCUCUAGAGAGAGGGAUUCACAGUUCAAAAGUCGGGUGCUGAGAUGGUUUAAAGA